Molecule: messenger RNA, 960 nt
Organism: Penicillium angulare
Lineage: Eukaryota; Fungi; Ascomycota; Eurotiomycetes; Eurotiales; Aspergillaceae
Product: inositol oxygenase
Exons: 1
Coding region: 1-960 (319 amino acids)
Biological process (GO): inositol catabolic process
Cellular component (GO): cytoplasm
Molecular function (GO): iron ion binding; inositol oxygenase activity
Source: RefSeq, a predicted model, not a curated record
AUGGCACCCAUCGCCAUCGAGAACAGCCCACCUCCCACCAUCAACAAGGUGCGGGACGGUCAGGCUCUGGAGGAGACCUCCGAUGCCAUCGAUGAGGUCAACGUCCUCAAGGCCAACAUGAAGAAGGAGCAAGAAGAAAAGGAUUUGUACGAAGAAUCCGAGUUCGACAAGUCCAAAGACAAGACAAACUUUCGUCAAUACGAAGAUGCCUGCGACCGGGUAAAGAACUUCUACAAGGAGCAACACACCAAGCAGACCGUCGCCUACAACCUGAAGGCCCGCCACGAGUUCAACAGCCAAACUCGUGCCGAGAUGACCAUCUGGGAAGCCAUGGAGAAGCUAAACACUCUGAUCGACGAGUCCGACCCUGACACCAGCCUGUCACAGAUCGAGCAUCUUCUCCAGUCCGCCGAGGCCAUCCGCCGCGACGGCAAGCCCCGCUGGAUGCAGCUGACCGGUCUGAUUCACGACCUGGGCAAGUUGCUCUUCUUCUACAACGCCCAGGGCCAGUGGGAUGUUGUCGGUGACACUUUCCCUGUCGGCUGUGCCUUUGACGAACGUAUUAUCUACGGCCGUGAAUCUUUCAAGGAUAAUGAGGAUCUCGGCCACCCUAUCUACGAUUCUAAGUUCGGCAUCUACUCUCCUGGAUGUGGCCUUGACAAGGUUAUGCUCUCCUGGGGCCACGACGAAUACCUCUACCACAUCGCUAAGGAGCAGUCUACUCUUCCCGAUGAGGCUCUCGCUAUGAUCCGUUACCACUCUUUCUACCCCUGGCACAGCGCUGGUGCCUACCACGAGCUCAUGGAUGAUCAUGACAAGGAGAUGUUGCGUGCUGUCAAGGCUUUCAACCCAUACGACCUGUACAGCAAGAGUGACGGUAUUCCCAGUGCCGAGGAGCUGAAGCCUUACUACAUGGAGCUCAUUAAUGAGUAUUUCCCCAACAAGGUUAUCCGGUGGUAA